AUGGGAUCCCCGAGAUCCUCUGAAUUCAAAGCGCUCCUUGUCCACAGCAGCAUUCUACUUCAAAAUCCUGGCUCGGCGAAGUCGAUUCAAAACUGCAACUACUCCAGAACAACACUUUGCAUUCCAGGCAGGAACAACAAAAAGGUCGAAGACCCAGCAGGAAUUAUUAUGAAAAACCGGCUCAUGUUUCCUCGAGGGGUCAAAAGCAGGGUUACGACUGACACCCGCCUGCUCGGGGCAAUGGGAGGCCGACAAGCCAGAGGGAUCCCCUGGAUCCCCGGGAUCACGCGGAUUCCCGCGCUACCCCCGCCGCCCGAGUUUUCAUUCAUGACCGCGGGGGCGGCUGCUGCCGGAGUAAGUAUUUCACCUUCCGCCGUACUGACAACAUCGUUGCUGAUGCCGUGGGCGGCCGCACAACGUAGAACGCAGCAAGCACAACGUUCUUAUAUGGGAGCUAGGGGGGAUCCGCUGAGGUCAAGGCGGGAGAUCCCCGCUGACGUGUUGCAGGGGAAGUUGGAAAAAAGGACGAAUGGAAGUCCUCCUGAUCCGGAACAAAGAAACAGGUCAAGCUGCGUGGGUGUGCUGGUAGCUGAGGUCAGAAGGUCCAGCAGGAACCAGACAUCAUUGGCUAUGUCCUUGGCCUUGGACGUCUGCAGCGACGUUAAGCUGGGAAACGGAUCGUCUUUGGUGAGUGUGGACACAGCCACUGCGUUUGUGAAUGUUCCGUCGCUGGCCUCCUCAAAGUCCUCCGGACAUUGCACCAAUGCCAAUAAAAAGGACAUUGGCUGCAAUCCUCACCAUUCUGAGAAUGGCAAUGAAAUGGCAUUGGCAAUGCCAUACAUUGGCAUUGGCAAUGCCUUGAGCUUGAGUUGCACCAAUGCCAAUAAAAAGGAGGUUGGCUGCAAUCCUCACCAUUCUGAGAAUGGCAAUGAAAUGGCAUUGGCAAUGCCAUUGCAGAAAUGUCUGCCAGCCCAAUACCCCCAUUCUUUUACUGGGCAUAGGUUCCUGCGCAAGACGGAAAGAAAGGACCCACAGCAGCAAGAGGCGAAGUUGCCAUGGAAUUACGCAACCAGGGAAUUAGGCGGCCUUUUUUUUUUUGGUCUUGCGAGCACGUUUCGAGUUCAUGGCGGCGGCGGCGGCGGUGGUGGCGGCGAUUCGACUUCCUCACGUAUUAUACAGUGGACGCCACGGGAUGAUGUUUUCAUCAGUGGCUGGUGGACCUCUGAUGACGGAGGUAGGCAGCAGGCAUCAUCAGUAACGUCAGUUAUUUAUACACUAUCUAAUAUAUUGAUCUUCAGGAAAAACAUUCCACCAAGUGAAUCAUCACUUGAUGAAAGGAAUUAUGAAGAAUUUUACAAACAGAAAAUUAGUCACACCCCAGUGAAAACCUUGGAGAAGCUUUCCACUGGGGAGGACCAGGACCUCGCACAUAUUAACGAGCCUCGAAACCAGCUGCGAGGUCAAUGCUGCAACCCGGGUUGCGCAACAGACGAUCCGCUAUGUAACCUUCUUCUGCGGGCUGCCUUUGUCAUCAUCACUGCACUUUCCUCACAAUAUAAUUCCGCCUUUGAUGGGAUCUUGAUAUUUAACAAUAAUGAAUCAUUGUGUUGCGUCCGCAGGUAUUACGGAAGCGCUGAGAAAGUGAUGUCACCUGUGCUGACCGGGUUCGUUGUCCUGGCCGCAAUGGCGUAUUGC
Molecule: messenger RNA, 1695 nt
Organism: Notodromas monacha
Lineage: Eukaryota; Metazoa; Arthropoda; Ostracoda; Podocopida; Cyprididae
Source: the annotation of a GenBank genome assembly